Molecule: messenger RNA, 2152 nt
Organism: Durio zibethinus
Lineage: Eukaryota; Viridiplantae; Streptophyta; Magnoliopsida; Malvales; Malvaceae
Source: RefSeq, a predicted model, not a curated record
GAAAAAAUUGUGCGUAUCAGGGUUAUAUUUUACAUGUGAUCAAUCAUAUGUGACAGAAUAGUUGGCAGAACUUGGCAGGGUGUAACAGAACUUGAAAGAGUUUGGUGUUCCAGUGGCCAAACAGACAAAACACCUGUUUCACAUUGUUGUAUUGAUCACACUUCGAUCUCUCCUUCCUCUCGAAGGAAGCAAAAAGAAGAAAAAAGUUGAAGUGCCAUACAUUGACACUUGACAUGAAAUUCUUAUCAGAUAACAAAUAGGUAAACACAGAGAGCAAAGAAAGGCAGCAAAUGGCAGCGGAGUAUCAUUGCUGCGAAACAGGGUUCUUUAUACGGAUCGUUAUAGUUGCGGGUCUCGUGUUGUUUGCUGGGUUGAUGUCUGGACUUACGAUGGGGCUCAUGUCUUUGAGCCUUGUUGAUCUUGAAGUUCUUGCUAAGUCUGGAACUCCAAGCGAUAGUAAACAUGCCACAAAGAUACUUCCAGUCGUUAGAAGACAACAUUUACUUCUGUGCACUCUAUUAAUCUGCAAUGCUGCAGCGAUGGAGGCCCUUCCAGUCUUUCUGGACGGCUUGAUAUCAGCUUGGGGUGCUAUUCUUAUUUCAGUGACCCUGGUACUUAUGUUUGGUGAGAUUGUUCCCCAAGCAGUUUGUACCCGAUAUGGUUUGGCAAUUGGUGCAAAAGUUGCUCCGUUUGUUCAAAUUCUUGUUUGGAUUUGUUUUCCAGUUGCAUAUCCAAUAAGCAAGCUGCUAGACCUUCUCCUGGGGCAAGGGCAUGAGGCUCUUUUCCGCCGUGCUGAGUUGAAAACGCUUGUUGAUUUGCAUGGUAAUGAGGCUGGCAAAGGUGGAGAAUUGACACGUGAUGAGACAACGAUCAUAGCAGGAGCACUUGAACUAAGUGAGAAAACAGCAAUGGACGCAAUGACUCCUAUAUCAGAAACUUUUGCAAUCAAUAUCAAUGCUAAAUUGAACAGGGAUUUGAUGAGGUUAAUUCUGGAGAAAGGGCAUAGCAGGGUACCUGUUUACCAUGAGCGUUUAGAGAACAUAAUUGGACUUAUUUUGGUGAAGAACUUAUUAAACAUCCAUCCAGCAGAUGAGGUGCCAGUAAAAAACAUCACCAUCCGCAGGAUUCCAAGGGUUCCUGAGACAAUGCCUUUAUAUGACAUACUAAAUGAGUUUCAGAAAGGUCACAGCCAUAUGGCUGUUGUUGUAAAGCAGAACAAUAAAACGGAGCAGUCAGCCAAUGAACACCCGGACAGAGAUGUGAAGGUGGACAUCGAUGGUGAAAAGCACCAACCAGGGACGUGUUUACCAAGCAAAAGAACACUCAAGAAGUGGAAGAGUUUAGAUGGAAAUUCGCAGAAAGCAUCCUUCCAAAGCAAGAAAUGGACAAGGGACUUCCACUCAGUAAUACUGCAAAUCAAUGAUGAUUCACUCCUUGUGACCACUGGGGAGGGGGAAGCUACUGGCAUAAUAACGCUGGAAGAUGUCAUUGAAGAGCUUUUGCAAGAGGAGAUCUUCGAUGAGACAGAUCAUCGUCAUGAAAGUUAAUGAUAUCUUCAUACACGAAUCAAACAACAGUAAAGCACAAACCUACAUAAAGGAAGAAGGAUUUCAUUAUGCAUAACAUGAUGGGCAGAUUUGAAUAUUGAAAGGAAGAAUUUUGAAUUCUAUUAUUCAUUGUUUGCAAAUUAUGAUGACUACUAAAGUUUGGCAUGUAAAAUUAGUGAAUUUAAGAACAAUAUAUGUACUUGAAAAUAGCAGAAUACCAGUUUUUUUCCAUCUUGAAUGAUGACGCUGAUGAAAGAGGGUUUGCAAAGCCUCAGCCACCUUGUUGGGCUGUUUCAGGAACAUAUACAUAUUCACGUUGGACCUCAGCAAACUGGUCAAAGAGUUGCAUCAUCAACAUGGGGAGUAACAAGUUCCUGGAUGGAAAAAGUUACUGAUCAGAAAGGUAUUAUUUUUCUACAGAGAUUGUUCAUAAAACACCACAAUAAUCUUCAUAUAAGAAAGAUAUCUGAAGGCAGGACCAAAAUAUGACAAGGAAAACACACAAGUCAAACAAUUUAUGCAGGUGCAGUGUGUUCUUCAUGUAUUGCUUAAAUGAGGCAACUACUUGGGAGGGUAAUACAAAUUAAGAAUAGCAAAGGUUAACU